GUGCGUUGCUUCAAACCUUCAAAACCCAGGGACAUAUCGCUGUGAGCGGAACAGACGUUUCACUGGGAUUGCUUUAUAAGGAAGGAUUCUUUGAGCCACACAGGAAGGCCCUCUGACAGAGCCAGGCUUGGGAGAAGCAGCCGUCUACAGGGCCACGUGGGAGAUGUUUCGGAAAAAAGCAUCUUCCUCCUUGAGAAUGAGAAGGAUAACAGAAAGCACUAGAUGGAAUAUCGACCGUGGGCGAAGCUUAUCCUUCCACGAGGUUUGUGGCCAGCGCGAGGUGGAGAUGAGGGCCGCAGCCGAGGAGUCCUCCAACAGCAGCAGUAGUGUAGGAGGUGGCGGCAGCACAGUCCUGCAGCGUCUCUUACAGGAACAAAUGAACCGGAAUUAUGUGCUCCAGCAACAACAAGGUGGAGGAGGAAGCGGUGGAACAGGAGGCGGAGGAGGAUACUCGGUGCAGGGACAGGUUGGGCCAUCUGAUGAUCAUUCCAUGAGCCCCCACAUUGCCCGGCAGGAGCCACAGGGACAGGAGUUACAGACAGACAGCGGCCUGGAGAAGCUGGGCUCCUCCAGAGCCGGAGGCGGAGGUGGGAGUGGUGGAGGGGGAGGGGGAGGAGGUAGUAGCGGAGGAGGGAGCAGCCAAGGACAGUGUCCGAACUCCGAAGACCUCCCUACAUAUGAAGAGGCCAAAGUGCAGUCGCAAUAUUUUCGGGGCCACGCCCCCCCUCCUCCACAGCAGAAUAACCAGGCCCCGCCUCCUCUACAAGCGCCUGUGGGCGCCGCCUUCUAUGUCACAGGGGUGAGCAGCGCCAAGGUGCGCACUGAGGGGCGCCCCACGGUGCAGCGAGUUAGCGGCAUGGGGAAGGUCCACCAGGACGACGGGCUCAAGGACCUGAAGCAAGGACACGUUCGGUCGCUUAGCGAGCGACUUAUGCAGCUCUCAUUGGCCACCAGUGGCGUGAAAGCUCACGCUCCUGUCACUAGCGCCCCACUUUCUCCCCAGCUGCCCCCUCCAGGGCCAGCUGGUGACUUAUACAAGACGCAGCAUCGCGGCCCACCUCCUGACUACCCGUUCAAAGGUAUGGGUUCUCCCACCAAGCAGCAGGAGGCGGGAGGCCAUUUUUACCAGGAGCAAAGAGGAAGGGAACACUCGAGGGAAGUGCCUCAUGUCCGAUACCAACCCCCACCAGAGUACGGCUCGUUCAGGUAUUGCAUAUCUGCCUUCUUGAUCCUCAUCUUCCUCAAUCCUUUCAACAUUAACAAGCGCAUGGAAACCGCUAAUAAGCAGCUCGCUGCUAAGGAGUGUGACGGCUCGGAGGACAACCGCAAAACCAUCUCCCAGCUGCUGACACAGAAGGAUCAGAAUCUGAAGAAGAAGCAGGUGUACGUGGAGAAGGUGGAGAGGAUGCAGCAGGCUCUGGCUCAGCUGCAGGCAGCCUGUGAGAAGCGAGAACAGCUUGAACACCGACUUCGUACGAGACUGGAGAGAGAGCUGGAGUCACUGCGUAUGCAGCAGAAAGUGUGCAUCAUUACUCUGAAACUUUGCUCUGCACCUGUUCUGGAGCUCCUGUCCAAAGAAGGUUGCUGCUCACCUGAGAGGUGGCAGUCAUUGUUUUCCUGGGUGAGAUCAUCCAGGCGUCAAUAAGGACCAACAGUCUGUUUAAGAGAAACUGCAGUCUGGGUGUGAGCCUGUCCUUGUCCGUGCAGGGACACGUCCGCUACGAUGAUCAGCCACUCUCCCAGCAGCAGCUACGACACAUCGGUGGAGGCUCGAAUCCAGAAGGAAGAGGAGGAGAUUCUGAUGGCCAACCGGCGCUGUCUGGACAUGGAAAAUGGAGAGAGCGUGACGGGCUGCUUCUGUGCAGAGCUGUGUUUGUGGCGUGAAAGGCGCUCCAGGAAGGAGCCCGUUAAGUCUGAUGCACCAUCUGCCAUGAGGCCCUCCAAGUCCCUGAUGUCCAUCUCCAACACGGGUGGUUCUGGGCUGCUCUCUCACAACUUGGGACUGAGUAACUCACCAAUCACCGAAGAGCGUAAGGACACGAGUUGGAAGGGCAGUCUGGGGGUUCUGCUCGGCCCCGAGUUUCGCAUGGAGUCUCUCAGGACGGAGUCGAUGUCGUCGUCUCCGUCCCCGGUCCUUCCUUCGACACCGAUGACUGCGGGACACUCAAAGACAGGCAGCAGAGACAGUUACACGCAGACGGACAAGGGCCACAGUCAGGACACCAGCAAGCCCAGCACGCCGGCCCUGCAGAGCAUGACGCUGCCAGCUCGCCUGUCCAGUCCUAGCCCCGUCUACAUCCCCGACCGCAUCGCAGAUGCUCAGGCGUUUCACACCAGCACGCUGGAGCGCAGACUCCCCAUCCAGGCCCACCCUCAGCAUCAGUCAGCUGCUCCAGCACAGUCGAGCCAACAGGAAGCCGACGCAGAUAUGGUGGAGAUCCUCAUCUGACCACCUCAUCUCCGGAGUGGGAGCUCCGUCAGCGCCGACGACCUGCAGCUCUCGUUUUCAUACCUUUGUGUUUACAGGCGUGUUCAUUCAGACACUUUUACAUCAGCUCCAGUGAAUCAGUGUUCAUCGAUAUCUUUAAAGGAAAUCAGCCCGUCGCAGCACCCCGAGCGCUGUUUCUUGAAUGUGAGUUUAAAUUAAGUGGUGACUGGAAUUUAAGAAUGUCAGUGAUCAUGUGAUUUCUUCUGUCCGUGCCACUCGUGCUCCUGUGUUCACAGUGAUGGCGUUGCAUGGAAGUUAAAUAGCUUUAUGGACUAAUAAGCAUGAAUCCUUCAUGUUGUGUCCAUGCACGAGACGUGUUGUUCCUGACUGUACAUAACUGUUUAUAGCUGCACCUCUAAGGUAAAUGUUUCAUUUGUCACGCUGCCCUGGGGGUUCAGUGUUACUGUUAAUAGGUCAAUACGUCACUGUGUACGGCACCAGUAGUAUUUCAGCACAUUGCCAAGCUUAACUUUUUCCCCUCUCGCAGCCAGUAAUGCACCAUCUAUAACAUUUAUGUGUGUAAUAGUACGUUUUUCUUUAAACGACCUGAUGUUAAAGUACGACAUGAGCAGGUCAGUAAACACCCUUCACUCUGAAACUGGCCCACCUGGUACCCCUGUGCUUCCUCCAAACAGGCGAACCCUGGAUUGCGUCCGUGCACAUCACUGCGUCGAGUCGGGGUUUCACACGUCUGCCUUUGACCUCAGCAGUGAGGGUGGGACAGCUUAGUUAAGCUUUCACGACCUCCCUCUGUGGAGGAAUUUCCCUCACCAUGUUACGGUCUGUGUUGUAAGAACGUGCAGCUUUCUUUUAGUACGUUAUCAUUUUAAAAAAGUGACACAAGCGUUUAGUUCUUGAGGAUCUUUCCAUUUCUGACACUUUAUUACCAGAUUUCUCCAAAUGACUCGCUAAGGGUCAGAGCAUCGAUGCUCCUCUGCAAGCAGCCAGUGCCUCCAUCAGAUGUUGGAUGAAAGCACUGAAUAGAUGUGUGUUACUGGGUGAAUCAGUGCACUGUAUAAUAUCAGUGCACUGAAUGUCUCUGUGUCACUUUGGUAAGUUGUCAGGCUGGUUUUUGCACACGUGUGUGUUGCUCUGUAUUAGCGAGCUAGUUUCCAGCCAUCGUGUCAUAAUCCUGAACAAAGUAACUGAUCGACCUGUAAAACAAAAAGCUUUGUAUACAUGACAUAAAACGUUAACCUUCAGCAGGCAGCACGUGCUCAGUCUCUGAAAAUAAACUUUCCUCACAUAAAGAAUCUGAUUCAGAUAAUUAUGUUCAGCAAAAAUAAUAUUUUAAGACAAAAGUUUCCAACUAUUUAUCUUCUGUGAAGUUCAGCCUCAUUAGAGUAUAUGGAGGAGUGCUGCUCGAGUGAAUGCACAGACAUAUUGGUCCACAUCUGUAUGACCGUCCACAUCUGUGUCCACGUUACUGUAGUGCUGCUGCAGCCUGAUGUCACCAAUGUAACUGAGCUGAUUCACACGGCUAAUAUCACACUUAUGAAAAGUAGUUUUAUUAUUCAAGCUGUCAUUUAACAGUUUCCAAUAAAACUACCAAAGAAUGGGCAGCAAAAUAACGUCAUGUCAGUGGGACGGGAUCAUUUCACUACGAAUACUUAAAGAAAACUGACAAUAACUUAACAUCAUCAGGUUAAAUGAACACUUUUCCCACCAUUGCAGAAUAUUUUAGGAUAUUUACUCUCCACUCGUACUUAUCUCCUCUUGUUUGAGAUUCCUGAUUGUAAUCUGUAAUUUCCACGUCUGUCUGCACGUUGGGACCAUCCUAAACGAGCUCACGACAGUUUCUAUUCUUCGUUUCCUGGUUCCACAUUUGGUAAAGUUGCACUUCUUUGUUUCGCCCUGUCAUGAGGGGAACUCGUGUAUAAAUCGAGCUGCUUUGCUUUCUGGUGUAGAACAAAGAAAGAUGUUAAACUGCGUUCAGUCUGGUGUGAACUCAGUAAAUCUGUCAGGCGACUCGUGAAGGUCUGUUACUGGUUCAUGUUCAUCGGGUGUUAAAGAGGUUAUGGAAAUGAUGCUAAAACACAACAGUGUUAGUGCAGACGUGUUUAUUAGUUUCUACCAUUAGUCUAGUAUUAUGCAUGCAUUAUAAAGUAUUGAUGUUUCAUGUGGGCUCAGUUGAAAGUUUGAUGACAAAGGACCUGUGGGCCCUCAGGUGGGAUCACGGAGAACGUCAGGAUAUUAUGAAUGUCUCCCUUCAAGUCCUGGACGAUGCCUAACAAGCAUGUAGUUCUAUUAUUUUACCAAAUUUCAGUGUUUUGUCCAGUUUAAUUUCUGGUUUUACAAUUAUAGUCGCAGGACUCUCGAGGAAUUUCAGAAAACACUGGAGAAUACCAAAGGUUCCCAUCAGAACACCAGUAGGAGAGUAAGAAAACCAACGUUUUCCAACGAUCCUUAAAAAUCACUCGAAUCGAAAUAGUUUUUUAGAAAUGAGCUGUGUGUGAGUGACGGCUCAUUUAUUGCAGAGGUGCCUGUUAACGUUGCUCCUGCAGCAGUAAGAAGUGAUGUGCGUCUCUCAUCCCACCUGAGGAUGUCCUCGGUCCUGCCCCGCCUGCAUUUCCAAAGCUUCACUGUGUUCAUAGCUGCUUUUUGUUUAAACAAGUCAAAUCCUUUGAAAGCAUUUCCUCCUGCAGCAUAUUUAGUUAAUAAUCUAAGUUACAUUAGUUCCUCUGCACUAUAAAUAAAGUACAAUUUGUUAAGGAUUGCAGUCUGUACCAGGCACAUGCCCUAACAUAUUUAUUAACUCAUGAUUAUCUCUGCAUGUAACACCUUCAAAGACUGAAGUGGCGGUCACAUUUAUUGCACAUUGUGAUUAUAAAUCUCCCAUAAUGUGACAAAUGCCUGGCAAAGAACACAUGUAACAAAAUGUCUCGUAUUGUAGCUUCUUUACGUUCUUUUUAGGCCGUUUUUUACACUCCUUAAUGUUGUUAUUGCUGUACAAUCAAAAUAUACAGAAUAUAACUUCCUCAUAUUGUAUCCUGGUAUGAAGUCACUGAUUUAUGUGCUUUUGGAUUUGAAACUUGGUCCUUCUCCAAAUGUUUUUUAUUAUCUUUUAUGAAGUGAGUAUUACUUUAACUGUUGUUCAAUAAAUUAAUGCUGAGGCUUCAA
Messenger RNA from Neolamprologus brichardi, 5608 nucleotides. Lineage: Eukaryota; Metazoa; Chordata; Actinopteri; Cichliformes; Cichlidae. The record is from RefSeq and is a predicted model, not a curated record.